AUACAAUUUGGUGGCUGAAUUAAUUUCGAUCUUGUUGAAAAAUGGCUGCAGUUGGUAAUGUGAGUAAAGCAGAAUAUUUAAAACGUUAUUUAUCUAAUGAAGAUUUGCCUAAAGAAGAAAGGAAAAAGAAGAGAAAGAAAAUAAAACAGACUAAAGAUUCCAAGAUAAAAAUAAUAGAUGAUGAUGUGGAUCUUAAACAACUACAAGCUGAGCGAGGUGGACUUGAAGAUCUCGAUGAAGGUCCAGUUGUUGCAGAGGUUAUUGAUGAAAGGCCGAAACACAUCCAGCAGCUGGAGCAGUUUAGAAAAAAUGAUAGGUGGAAACUUCUAGGGAAUGAAAAUGAAGAUUUCAAUAGACAAGAUUCAGAAAUAGGGAGCUCCUCUCUAAAAGGAAAGUUUGAAACAGACAAUUCAUCAAUCAAACAUAAACCUCACUCAACCAAUCGUCAUCUAGAUAAUAAAAAGUCAAACUCAGGUUCACCCCCUAAAAAGUCAAAAAUUAGAAACGAUUCAUCUUCAGAUGCAUCUCCUCCUAGAAGCAAUAAUGCCAGACACGAUUCAGACUCAAAUUCCUCCCCUCCACGAAAAAAUAGAGUUAGGCACGAUUCUGAUUCCGAUCAAUCUCCUCCAAGAAUAGAUAUUGCAAGUCGAGGGUCUGAUCAGACAUCUGUUAGGAAAACUAUAGCUCGACAUGAUUCAGAUUCUGACCAAUCCCCUCCAAGAAAAGAUACAGUCAACCAUAUUUUGAGCUUGAAUCAUUCAGCAACAAAACACAGCCCAGACAGUGAUGAGUCUCCUCCAAGGAAAAAUGCAGCCAAAGUCAGGCAUGACUCAGACUCAGAUCAGUCACCACCAAGAAAAAAUCCACUCAAAGUCAGGCAUGACUCAGACUCAGAUCAGUCACCACCAAGAAAAAAUCCACUCAAAGUAAGGCAUGACUCAGAUCAGUCACCUCCCCAUAAAAGUAAACAAAGACACAGUUCUAAAUCACCUUCUUUAAAAAGAAUGCCAUCACCUGAUUCAGAUCAGUCACCACCUAGGAAAAGAAAGUCCAAAUUUGAAAGUGCCAAAUCUCCAAAAAGAAGAAGAGAUAAAUCAUCUACACCUGAUCAGUCACCUCCCAGAAAAUCUUCACAGAAAGAUGGUUCAAAAGGCAAUGCGGACAGACCUGAGUCAUCCUCUGUCAAAGCUCAAAAGACUUUAAGUGGAGCUAAGGCUGGCUUGUCCUCAGCCCGUGAGAUGAUGGAAGAAGCCAAGAAACUCAGGGAAAGAACAGAUAAAGCUUUUCAAAAUAUGGAUGAAAAACUUUUGGGCAGAAAUGCAGCUACAGUGGUAAGAGACAGAGAAACAGGCAGGAGGAAGAACACUGAAGAGGAGAGAGCUAAAAAUGAGGAGGAAGAGAAACGAAAAGAAGAGCUCAAGAAUAAGUAUGAAGUCUGGGGCAAAGGCAUAAAACAGCAACAAAACAGGAGUGCUGUUUUAGAGGACCAAGUGUAUGAAGCCUCCAAGCCAUUAGCCAGGUACAGAGAUGAUAAAGACCUGGACAAGAUGUGCAGAGAGGAAGAGAGGGAUGAGGACCCUAUGUUGGCCUACAUCAGGAACAGGAAGAAGAAAGAAGAACAGAAAUCUGGGAAGAAGAAAACUAAAGAGAUACCCAAAUAUAAAGGACCACAGCCACCUCCCAACCGAUUCAAUAUUAUGCCUGGAUACAGGUGGGAUGGCGUGGACCGCUCAAACGGAUUCGAGAAAAAAAUCUAUCAGCACGCUGCAAAUAAAAAAGCCACUCAAGAAAUCGCCUACAAGUGGUCCACGGAAGACAUGUAGUGAUAAAAUUAGAACAAUACUCAGACAGCAAGCCCAGCUUAUCCUUGUAGGCUUAUUACUGACCUUGAUACCAAAGUUGAAUAAAUAUAAAAGACUUAUUUUUUCAAGCAAAAUAAACUUUCCUUUAUUUAACAGACUCAAUGAGAAUAUAAAGGAAAGUACAAGAAACUGAAUGAUUUCAAAAGUAAAUCUCAACUUGUGUAAACUUGCUGCUUUCACCAUACAAUAAACACUCAGGGUUCUGUUUCUUGUCUUCCCUUUACUCUUCCAUACACCAUCAAUCUUAAUCAAAGUUACAUCAGACGCACUCCAUAAAACUUUGACAAUGUGUCACUAAUGGCUAAAAGAACUUCAAAGUAUUUUGAUUUUCAUUUCUGAUCAUUUCAAAUACUGUGACCUAAAACUUUACCACAGUGAAAAAACUUGUUCAAUCUCAGGUAUUAAUAAAAAAAACAAAUUCUUUUUUUUUUUUUUUCAAAAUCAAUUCUUACUUUCUGUUCAAAUAAUAGUGGAAACUUUAUUUUUAAUUUGUCAAGAGAAAAGGUAUAAAAUUGGUCACUAUGGGGAUUGAUGACAAUUGCUUUAUAAGCAUGAUACUGUAAAACUCAAUGAAGUCUAGUAGGGAAUCGGUGCCGACGGCGCAGUUAUCCCAUUGAUUGUUAAAAAGGCUUUUAUCAAACGAACAGGACUGGACAUGUGGCUCUUAACCCCUGUCCUGUCUGAGGGCUUCCAGUGGUAGCGGCUAUAGACUGGGCUGAUACUGUAACAACUUAGCUAACCAGCCAUACUAUUGUGUUCAAAAUUGUAGCCUAACAUAAAUGAUUCAAUUUAUUACUUCUCCUUUUUAAUAUGUUCAACUUUUGUUCACCUUCCAAACAUUGAUAGGAAGAAAGUGUGCACUGAUAAUAAGAAUUGAAACAAGAAAUAUAUUUUAAAAAAAAAUGUUUUUAAAAAUCAAUUCUUCCUUCAUGAAAUUCAUUUUAUUCUAUCUUUUCUCAUUUUAUUUCUUUCUUUAAAUGCAUCAUUAUUGCAAUGAGUCUUUCCAGUGCUUUGCUCAGUCUAGUUCACUAAAAGUUGAGUUGAGUGUGGAAAAUUCCAGCUGUGUCAAAAAACAUUUUUUUUUUCUUGGAUGUCAUUCAGACGUAAUUGAAAGUUAAUUUUAAGAUGAUUAAGUCAUCCAUUUUGUUCCUAAAGAUAUGUAUAAGAUAGGAAGAUAGAGCUGUUUUUGAAAUACAUAACCUUUUUCUUUUCACCCGUCUUUUUCCACCUAGGAAGGGAUGGCAAGCUCAUUGAAAGAAUUGUAAAACAAGCAAUAGAAACAAGAAAACUUUUUUUCAAAGCAAAGCUUAUUAAAGGGAAAGAACUGCUAAUUACUGCCACUUAUCUGGUAAUUACAGGGUUUAGCUCCCUUUCUGCUAUAUGAAACUAUGAAACAAAAUCAAUUAAUUAGUACUAAAUGAUUAACUAAUCGGUUAAUUUUAGGGCUGAUUAGUAUAUUGUCAUGGACUAUGAAUAAUUAUGCAAAAUUUCAACUACCCAGAUUGGGAAGAGGGAGAAAAACAUGUCAAAAUGUAAUAAAGUGAUUAAAUCCAUACAUUUACAUCUCUCAUAAAGUAGCAUUUAUUCCCAUUAUUUCCAUAUCAAACAAAACAAUUUAUCACCAACAAUUAAUUAAUUGAUUUUUUUUAUGGAUUUAUAUUUUGUCAGGUUUAUUGAAUACUUGUGCAAAGUCUUAACUUGAUCCGAGAAUGGGAAACGGGAGAAAAACAUGUUCAAACAUUUUACCAGACAGACAAAGAAAAAAAAUUCACUUCUUUUAUGUUGAAUUUGAAGGUUUAUAUUAUCAAUGUCAAAAAGUACAGUAUUCUGUAUCACAAUGGUUGUUGUGAUAAGUCAAAAUCCACAUUUCUGUUUAUGUGAUAAAUUUGUACCACAUAACUUUUUCCUUCCAUAGAACUUAUUUCUAAGAUGGACAUCCCAGUACCAGAACCUCUUGGAUCACAUUUUUUUCAACUGUUGUUUUUUUUUGCCUUAGAUUUUGUCAUUGUAAUUCAAAAGUGCUUUUUUACGCAUUUUUUUUUUUUUUUUGUGAAAAUCUUGCCAAGAAGAUUGACACUAGACAGCAACAGUGCUGCAUGUCACAAUCAUUGUUUUAUUUCUGGUAUUCAAGCAGCGAUUGUGUUUUACAGGGAAGGGAUAGUUAUAAGCACAAAGGGGAGGUAAAAAAUUUCACUGCAGCAUUUGUGAAAUUAAUGUAAAAAGAAAUUCUCCAUGCUUUGACUGCUGACUUAGUAUGUUGAAUUCAACAACCUUUUUUUUUGUAUAAAUAGAUGUUUAAUAUGUAGAUAUAUAAUGGUAAUUGUCUGCCAGGAGAACGAUUACAUUUCUCUGAUAAUGUCUUUGUUGAGUCUGAUGUAAAUAAAUGCAAAUAUGA
This is a messenger RNA of Biomphalaria glabrata, 4257 nucleotides long. Its product is annotated as BUD13 homolog. The record is from RefSeq and is a predicted model, not a curated record. The coding region runs from base 42 to 1823 and encodes 593 amino acids. Gene Ontology annotation, cellular component: RES complex; U2-type spliceosomal complex. Lineage: Eukaryota; Metazoa; Mollusca; Gastropoda; Planorbidae. The transcript has 7 exons. Gene Ontology annotation, molecular function: RNA binding. Gene Ontology annotation, biological process: mRNA splicing, via spliceosome.